CUCCAUCCUUUCAUUCUUUGAAAACCAAAGCUCAUGCACUCAUAGAACUCUCCUUUCAUUCCUCAGUUUCUCAUUUUGUUAUAAUUUACAAUUCUUGCCUCCUCCAUCAUUCCUACAGUUAGAUUUCCAUUAUUAUAAGAUGGAUAGAUUUACAAUAUUGUGCACUGUGGGGAUGGUAUUACACUUGUGGAUGGCUGUUACAGAAGCAGACUACAUGAAGUAUAAGGAUCCAAAUCAGCCAGUGAAUGUUAGGGUCCGAGACUUGUUGAGUCGAAUGACACUUGAAGAAAAGAUUGGGCAGAUGACCCAAAUUGACAGAAAGAUUUCAAGCAAAGAGAUCAUGAAGAAAUACUUUAUAGGAAGUGUAUUGAUGGUGAGGAGUUCAUCCAUCCCAACUAAACUAGACUCUUCGGUGAUUGUAAUAAUUUUUUGUGAUAUAAGUAGCACAUUGAGGCAAGGGGAUCCAGAACUUGUGAAGAGGAUAGGAGCCGCAACUGCACUCGAAACUAGAGCUACUGGAAUCCCAUAUACUUUUGCACCUUGUAUUGCAGUUUGCAGGGAUCCAAGAUGGGGUCGCUGCUAUGAAAGCUAUAGCGAAGAUCAUAAAAUUGUUCAGGCAAUGACUGAGAUUAUCCCUGGUUUACAGGGGGAUGUUCCUGCUAAUUUUCCAAAGGGCAUUCCCUACAUAGCAGGAAGAAACAAGGUUGCAGGAUGUGCUAAGCACUUUGUGGGAGAUGGUGGCACAACCAAUGGGAUUAAUGAGAACAACACAGUGAUUGACUGGAAUGGGCUGCAAAGCAUCCACAUGCCUGCAUAUCUUGACUCCAUUAAAAAGGGUGUUGCAACAGUGAUGGUAUCCUACUCAAGCUGGAAUGGAGAAAAGAUGCAUGCUAACAAGAAACUCAUAACUGGAUAUCUCAAGAAACAGCUCAAAUUCAAAGGUUUUGUCAUAUCAGAUUCGCAGGGUAUUGACAGGAUUACCUCCCCUCCUCAUGCUAAUUAUACUUACUCUGUUGAAGCUGGAAUUCUCGCUGGAAUAGACAUGAUAAUGGUCCCAGAGAAAUUUACUGAGUUUAUAGAUGACCUGACUUCACUUGUGAAAAAGAAUGUGAUCCCUAUGACCAGAAUUGAUGAUGCUGUAAGGAGAAUAUUGAGGGUGAAGUUUGUCUUAGGUCUCUUUGAAAACCCAAUGGCUGAUUAUAGCUUGGUCCAUGAAUUGGGAAGCCAGGAGCAUAGAGAAUUGGCCAGUGAAGCUGUGAGGAAAUCUCUUGUGCUUUUGAAAAACGGUAAAAAUAUUGAUGAGCCACUGCUUCCUCUUCCAAAAAGAGCAUCAAAGAUACUUGUUGCAGGAAGCCAUGCUCACAACAUUGGUAAUCAAUGCGGAGGGUGGACUAUUGAGUGGCGAGGACUAGCCGGAAACAUCACAGUUGGUACCACUAUCUUAACAGCUGUGAAGAACACUGUUGAUCCACUAACGGAAGUUGUGUACAGGGAAAAUCCUGAAACAGAACUUCUGAAAUCCAACAAAUUCUCAUAUGCCAUUGUGGUUGUCGGUGAACCACCUUACAGCGAAAGCUUUGGUGAUAACAUGAAUUUGACCAUCCCAGAAUCUGGCAUUAGGACAAUCAAUAAUGUCUGUGAAGCGAUAAAAUGUGUGGUGGUAAUCAUAUCAGGUCGCCCUGUGGUGAUCGAGCCAUAUCUUGCUAAAAUCGAGGCAUUAGUGGCUGCUUGGCUGCCAGGAACUGAAGGCCAGGGUGUUGCAGAUGUUCUAUUUGGUGGCUAUGGUUUUACAGGCAAGCUUGCAAGAACUUGGUUCAAGACAGUUGAUCAGCUUCCAAUGAAUGUUGGUGAUCCACAUUAUGAUCCUUUGUUUCCAUUUGGCUAUGGCCUCACAACUUCACCUACAGAACUCAGAGCAUCUCAGUAAAUAUUACAGGAUUCAACCUUAUUCUUCUAGUCGUUAUAGCUGGCACACUCAAUUUAUAGCUGUAUAUAUACUGAAAUAGAGCUAUAGCAGAUUGUAUUAGAAUUGUCAAUGACAGUUGCUUGUGGAUUUGAAACUAUUUAUUCUACACAUAAAUAAUUACAAGGUUAUAUUUAUGACAUGGGUGAAGAUUUUGUUGGGAAA
This is a messenger RNA of Coffea arabica (coffee), 2128 nucleotides long. The record is from RefSeq and is a predicted model, not a curated record. Lineage: Eukaryota; Viridiplantae; Streptophyta; Magnoliopsida; Gentianales; Rubiaceae.